AUGGACUCUCAGACUCCCCAUAUCCUAGAGACUGAGCUCCUCAAUGCUGAGCGGGUUGAGCUGUUAAACGAGCUCGACAAACUGUUCCAGGAAGAGCCCAUCUCUCGUGAAGUGUGGGCUUUUUUCUGGGUGUCUGACAUCGAUAAGCUGAAAGAAAUUGUUUCCAAAUUAAGAACUGAGCCUGACCUGGCAGGUCACUACGAGAAGAGUGUCGAAGAAACAACGAUAGUGAAGCACUGGGCCCAAAAGAGCCGACAAGCUUCCGCAUUGUCGACGCCCACCAGUUCGCAGACCCCCCUGCCUGCUGGAUCACCAGCGAAUAGGCCAGGCGGACUUAAACGCAAGCUAGAAGAUGAAACGAUUAAAGGAAGAUCAAAAACUGAGGCUGACAAGUGCCGCAAACGUGACGGAGAGGAAUGUGUCAUUACCAAGGCUGGCACCCCCGUCGAAAUAGCUCACAUUUUUCCAUUCUCGAUGAGACAUUUGCAAUCCCCCGAAGAACUUGUCAGGCGCUAUAAUUUCUGGAAAACUCUAAGGCUCUUUUGGCCCGAGGAAAAAGUGAAUGCAUGGUUUCAAGCCAUUGGAGCAACUACCGAAACCACCCGUAAUUUACUUUCCUUUGCGCCACAUACUCAUAGCUACCACGGAAGAGCUUACUUUGGCCUGAAGCCCGUCGAGAUGAAUGAAGACCAGACACAACUCACUCUCCAAUUUUACUGGCUGCCGUGGGCAAGUAAGCCGCAGAGGGUGAGAUUAACUACGCGGCCUGACGUACCCUCGAUUAGAGACGGUAGAGAAGUUGGAAGUGAAAGGUCCGGCAAGGUCAAGUUAUUCGAUGUCUACUCAAACAAGCCUAUUUUCAGUGGUGAUGUUAUUGUGAUGAAGACCGCAGACCCUGAAGAAUGGCCGUUACCAGAUCUUGCGUUACUUGAGAUGCAGUGGGUGCUCAAUGUUGUUGCGGCCAUAUCUGCUGGAUCCGAACCCGUUGAUCUUGACUAUUCGGAUUACGAUUCUCCUGACAUGUCCAUGGCCUACACUUUUGAAGACCUAUCGGAAUCUUCACUUUCGCCACCCCGUUGCUUGAAAUCUCCGAAGCUUGAGAGUGAGCAUCUUGAUAGCACUGUCCAGCAGCCCCUAAUUACCCCUUAUUCCUGA
Microsporum canis CBS 113480 is the source of this 1155-nucleotide messenger RNA. RefSeq lists its product as hypothetical. The transcript has 3 exons. Lineage: Eukaryota; Fungi; Ascomycota; Eurotiomycetes; Onygenales; Arthrodermataceae. The coding region runs from base 1 to 1155 and encodes 384 amino acids. The record is from RefSeq and is a predicted model, not a curated record.